AGUCCCAUCCUCAAGAUGAUCCCUCAUAUGGCUCUGUGCAAAUUCUUUCCCCUGGUCCUUGUCGGGGUUGUGGUGUUUGCGGUGAGCGGGAUAAUUGGAGAUCCUCUGUAUGACUGCCUCCAAGACCCAGACUACGGUGAGCUUCUCAACAUUGUGGACAAAGGUCUUCCUGCUGCAAAGACACCCCGUCACGUAGCAAUCAUUGGUGGGGGCAUCGCCGGACUGACCGCUGCAAAGUUUCUAGAAGAUGCCGGCCAUAAAGUGACCAUAAUAGAGGCCAGUAACCGCAUUGGAGGACGUGUGGAGACCUACAGGGACAAAAAAGAGGGCUGGUAUGCAGAAAUGGGAGCCAUGAGGAUCCCCAGCUUUCAUAAAAUUCUGCUUUCCAUGGUCUCCAAAUUACAGCUUUCCUUGAACCCCUUCAUCGAAGAUGACAUCAACACCUACUAUUUGGUUAAUGAAGUGCUGCACAAAACCUACGCUGUGGAAAACAACCCUGAUGUGCUCAACUACACCUUGAAUAACAGGGAGCGAGGGAGAUCAGCUGCUGAGCUUUUCAAUCUGGCUCUGUGGAAGGUGAGGGAUGACCUUAAGAAGAGUGGCUGUAGCGCCAUGUUGGAUAAAUAUGAUUCCUACACAGUGAAGGAAUAUCUGGUAAAAGAGGGCAACCUGAGUCGAGGUGCCUUGAGGAUGAUUGGGGACAUCCUGAAUGAAAACAGCCUCUUCUACACAUCACUGAGAGAGAUGUUGUACAUACAGUCAGACAUCAAUGACGACACUAAGUACUUUGAAAUUACAGAUGGCUUUGACCACCUCCCGAGGACUUUCUACCAGCUGUUAAACGCCACCAUCCUUCUCAAAUCAAAGGUCAAACUCAUCAACCAAACAGGCAACAGCAAUGUAACCGUAACGUACCAGGACUGGCGUAAUCCAGGCUCCCUGACCAACCUUACAGUGGACCAUGCCCUGGUUACAUCCACGGCCAAGGCGACCGUCUUCAUUGACUUCCAGCCCCGUCUCUCUGGGGACAAGAUGGAAGCCCUUCGCUCAGUCCAUUACGCCAGCUCCACCAAGGUGGUACUCAGCUUCAAGGAGCGCUUCUGGGAGAAAGAGGGCAUCAAGGGAGGGAAGAGUAUCACAGACAGGCCCUCUCGCUUCAUCUACUACCCAAGCCACAGCUUCCCUGGGACAGACGCAGGGGCCCUCCUGGCAUCGUACACCUGCUCCGACGACUCCACCCUCUUCCAAGGGAUAAGCGAGGAGGAGCUGAUGGCUGUGGUCCUGGAAGACUUGGUGAAGAUCCACGGAGAGAAGAUCAGGUCUCAGCAUACAGGGGGAAUGGUGAAGAAGUGGGGAUUGGAUCCUUACAGUCUGGGAGCCUUCGCACUGUUCACACCCUACCAGGCUAACUACGCCAGAGAACUGUUCCAGAGUGAGGGACGGGUGCACUUUGCAGGAGAACACACAGCCAUACCUCACGGGUGGAUUGAAACUGCCAUGAAAUCUGCCAUCAGGGCAGCUAGAAAAUAUAAAUAG
Messenger RNA from Scomber scombrus (Atlantic mackerel), 1536 nucleotides. RefSeq names its product interleukin 4 induced 1 (gene il4i1). Gene Ontology annotation, molecular function: polyamine oxidase activity; L-amino-acid oxidase activity. Bases 16 to 1536 code for a protein of 506 amino acids. The record is from RefSeq and is a predicted model, not a curated record. Gene Ontology annotation, biological process: amino acid catabolic process. The transcript has 7 exons. Lineage: Eukaryota; Metazoa; Chordata; Actinopteri; Scombriformes; Scombridae.